This is a messenger RNA of Urocitellus parryii (Arctic ground squirrel), 1182 nucleotides long. It is a transcript of the gene Gfral, whose product is annotated as GDNF family receptor alpha like. The record is from RefSeq and is a predicted model, not a curated record. Gene Ontology annotation, cellular component: signaling receptor complex; external side of plasma membrane. Gene Ontology annotation, biological process: nervous system development. Lineage: Eukaryota; Metazoa; Chordata; Mammalia; Rodentia; Sciuridae. Gene Ontology annotation, molecular function: signaling receptor activity.
AUGAUAGUGCUCAUUUUACUGGCUAUGAGACUAAGCUCAGAAAAUGGAUCUGCUUCCCACACCAAUGUUUGUGCAUAUUUAAGAGAGCAAUGCUUAAGUGAUGCACAUGGAUGCAAACCUGCAUGGAGAAUAAUGGAAGAUGCCUGCAAUGUUUCAGGUGACCCCUGCAAGAUAAGUAAUUUAUCACACUGUUACCUGAGAAUCCAGUCCUUCGUGGACAGCAAUUUCCAGUUUAAAGAGUGUCUCUGCACAGAUGACCUGUACUGUACUGUGAACAAGUUUCUUGGAAAAGAAUGUGUCAAUAAAUCAGAUAACAUGAAUGAGGAUAAUACAUUCAAUUGGAAUAUAACUACUCCUUCCUAUCAUGGAUUCAAUGGGAUCCAGUCCUGUUUGGAAGUGACAGAGGCGUGUGUAGGGGAUGUGGUGUGUAAUGCACAGUUGGCCCCUUACCUUAAAGCAUGCUCAACAAAUGGAGAUCUGUGUGAUGUGAAACACUGCCAAACAGCCAUACGGUUCUUCUAUCAAAAUAUGCCUUUUAACGUUGCCCAGAUGUUGGCUUUUUGUGACUGUGCUCAAUCUGAUAUACCUUGUCAGCAGUCCAAAGAAGCUCUUCACAGCAAGCCAUGUGCAGUGAACAUAAUUCCACCCCCUACUUGCCUCAAUGUAAUUCACAGCUGCCGAAAUGAUGAAUUAUGCAGGAGACGCUAUAGAACAUUUCAGUCCAAAUGCUGGCCUCGGGUAACUGGAAAGUGCCAUGAAGAUGAAACCUGCAUCAGUAUGUUGGGCAAACAGGACCUCACUUGCUCAGGAAGUGAUGACUGCAAAGCAGCGUACUUGGGCACCCUUGGGACUGUUCUUCAAGCACAAUGCACCUGCAGAAGUGUCACACAAAGUGAAGAGUCUUUGUGCAAGAUUUUUGAGCACAUGCUUCAUAGAAAAUCAUGUUUUAAUUACCCAAUGCUGUCUAAUUUCAAGGGCAUUGCAUUGUAUAAAAGAAAACAUGCCAAGGAAAUUACUCUAACUGGAUUUCAUUCCUCCUUCAAUGGGCAAGUCAUCUAUGCUGUGAUGUGCAUGACAGUCACCUGUGGAAUCCUUCUCUUGGUUAUGCUCAAGUUGAGAAUAUCAAGUCAAACAAGAGAUUCUCCACCAAUCCAAAUACCUGGAGGAGUCAUCAUUCAUUGA